CUAGACUCAAUCACGGGCCUAGCUCAAUACACAACCCAAAGUCCAAGCAUCGCAUCUAAGCAAGAAUAAUAAAAAUGUCCCGCAUCCUCGUUACCGGCGGCAGCGGCUUCCUCGCCAGCGCACUAAUCGACACGCUCCUCGCCCGCGGCCACUCGGUGGUCACCACCGUCCGGUCAUCCGAAAAAGCCCAAACGCUUAAAUCCCAACGUCCUGAGAUUUCCUCUUCCCGCCUCUCCUUCCGAAUCGUCGAAGACAUCUCCCAACUCAAUGCCUUCGACGACGCCGUGGUUAACGACCCGCCGCUCACGGCCGUCAUCCACACCGCUAGCCCCUUCCACUACAGCAUUGACAACGUCAAGAAAGAUAUGCUUGACCCUGCUGUCAAUGGUACCGUGGGGAUUCUCCAGUCCGUGCAUAAGCAUGCUCCCACUGUCAAACGAGUGGUUAUUACAUCUUCUUUUGCAGCCAUGUUCAAUGCCUCGAAACCAGCGGGGUCGAAGUACUCCGAAGCGGACUGGAACCCAGUGACAUGGGAAGACGCAGAAAGCGCGGGAAACGCACAAGGUCAAGCGGGAUAUCGCACGAGUAAGGCACUCGCGGAGAAGGAGGCAUGGGGAUUCAUGGAGAAGGAAAACCCCGGGUUUAGCCUAACGGUGAUGAAUCCGUCGUUGAUUUUCGGGCCGGUAGCGUCGUCGUUGAAGUCAUUGGCGGAGGUGAAUACGUCGAACCAGAGGAUCAGAGAUUUCGUGGCCGGAAAGUUCAAGGAGAAGUGUCCGCCGACGGGGAGUCAAUUUUGGGUGGAUGUGAGAGAUGCGGCUCUGGCGCAUGCGGUCGCGGUGGAGAGGCCCGAGACGGCGGGGAAGAGGUAUUUUUUGACGGCGGGGAGCUUUUGUAAUGCGGAGGUGGUGGAGGUGAUUGGGGAGGCUUUCCCGGAGUCGAGGGAGGGAUUGCCGAAGGGGGAGGCGUUGGUGGAUGGGCAGUUUCCGGCGGGAGGGCCGAAGUAUGGGUAUGAUAAUUCGGCGUCGAUUGAGGGGCUGGGAUUGACGUAUCGGUCGUUGAGGGAGAGUGUGGUGGAUACGGUGUAUAGUUUGAGGGUGGUUGAGAAGGCUUCUCAAUGAGUGGUUGUAUGAGGCGCAUAGAUAUCCCGGUGUUUUGUAUAUACUUCAUGACAUACAAAAGGCAUCUGAUUUGCAUAAUAUAUACGAGCAUCUGACUCUUAAAAAUACUA
Messenger RNA from Aspergillus ibericus CBS 121593, 1228 nucleotides. Its product is annotated as SDR family oxidoreductase. The transcript has a single exon. NCBI's taxonomy places the organism in Eukaryota, Fungi, Ascomycota, Eurotiomycetes, Eurotiales, Aspergillaceae. Gene Ontology annotation, molecular function: oxidoreductase activity, acting on the CH-OH group of donors, NAD or NADP as acceptor. The record is from RefSeq and is a predicted model, not a curated record. The coding region runs from base 75 to 1118 and encodes 347 amino acids.